AUGGCCCUCUAUGAUAAGAUACCACAUUCCCUUCGGGACCCAGAGAAUUUCCCGCCUUUGACUCUCUGUUCUAGACUUCAUUCCGUUCUGCCCUUAGCGUUGAAAGUUGAAGGUCAGAGGCCCGCUCUGUCUGAAGUCUCCAAUAAUUCUAAAACUCCAUGGGGACGAAAACCGGUUCUUCGUGCAUUUGCUUUUAGUAUGACUACCAUGUUGAUAAUUUAUCGCGAUCCCGGCAUUUCGGUGAGGGGAACAGUCUUUCGAAUGACGGACAGAGUAGGAACACAUACAAGGGGCGGAAAUAGGAAAGCCAGGCUUGUCACACUGCAGGAGAAAAUUGGAAGCUUGGAGUCCGCAGGUCUUGGAAACCGGGUUUUGGAUAUUGAAAGUAUCAAGGAUCAAGUAUAG
Molecule: messenger RNA, 405 nt
Organism: Histoplasma capsulatum G186AR
Lineage: Eukaryota; Fungi; Ascomycota; Eurotiomycetes; Onygenales; Ajellomycetaceae
Exons: 3
Coding region: 1-405 (134 amino acids)
Source: RefSeq, a predicted model, not a curated record